AAUGGGAAGGCAGCGCGGGCCGGACGCCGCGAGCGGUCGCAGGGUUUGGGCUUUUCGGCAUGUCGGCCUCCGGGGCGCGGGGCGCUUUCCCAGGCUCGGGGUCCGGGCGCUGCAAGAGGGCGUGGACCGAGCUGCUGGCAGGAAGGGUCAAGAGGCAGAAGUUGGGUCCUGACGGGGAGCAGAAGGUGAGAGAAUCCGCUGUGCGCCUCCUGAGAAGCCAUCUAAACCUGAGCGACCUUUUCCUUGAGGUGGAAGGUCCUCAGUUUGAAGAACCGCGUCUCCGCCGGUGGAUUGAUUGGGGUGGUCCUGAGGCCGACACUCAUCUUUCUAGUUCACUUGUAGGCUCCGCUUUGCGGGAUCAAGCCUCGCGGUUGGGCGUUCCGGUGGCAGUCCUGUCCAGCCAGGUGGUGGCCUCUGCCCUUGCACGGAUCUGUGCUUCGGACGCCAGGCCCUCGCCCCGGGUGCUGCUGACCCCAGAGCAGAGGAAGAAACUGCCUUCCGUGUUGGGGACGGCCCGGGACCUCACAGCACACGGCAUGUUCUCCCGUCGCUGCUUCUGUGGGGAGGUUUGGAAGGUACAGAAUUCUUUGCUGCUUGAAGCCGUGUGGCAUCUUCAUGUUCAAAACAUCGUAAGUCUCCAGGAACUCCUGGAAAGCCAUGCUGACGUCCAGGCCGCGGGGACCUGGCUCUCCGGGAGCCUGUACCACCUCUGCGAGCAGAUGGAGGCGUCCAGUCCGCACACCGACGUCGCCAGAGCUAUGCUGACCGAUUUUGUGCAAAUGUUUGUAUUGAGAGGAUUCCCGAAAAACGUGGACCCGAGAAGCACUGUGGAGCCGGAGCCGGUGACCCAGAUCGCGGCUGAUGUCCUGCAGAGAAUGUUGGCUUCUGCGCUGGAAGCUCUGGCGGCCGGGCUGCAGGAGGAGUCAGCGGCGUACAAGGCGGUGAGGUGCUGGUUCGGCACGUUCAGCAGACACACGUAUCAAAGCAUCAUUUCUACAGAAUCUCCAAAGCGGUUCUUCUGUCACACUCUGACCCAGAUCCUCACCCAUAAGCCUGUGCUGAAAGUGUCUGACGCUCUUCAAAUGCAGAGAGAGUGGUGCUUCGCCAGGACCCACCCGCUGCUCAGCGGCCUGUACCGCAAGCUCUUCGUGGUUCUGAGUCCCGAGGAGCUGGUCGCACGUUUACAGGAGGUUCUGGAAACUCAGGAGGUGAACUGGCAGCACGUGCUGUCCUGUGUGUCUGCACUGGUGAUCUGCUUGCCGGAUGCACAGCCGCUGGUUAACGGCUGGGUGGCCCGGCUGCUGGCCCGGGCGUUUGAGAGCUGCGACCUGGACAGCAUGGUCUCCGCAUUCCUGGUGGUGCGGCAGGCAGCACAGGAGGGCCCCGCCGCGUUCCCGCCCUAUGCAGACUGGUUCCAGGCCUCCUUCGGCAGUGCCAGGUACCACGGCUGCAGCAAGAAGGCGCUGGUCUUCCUCUUCAAGUUCCUGUCUGACCUAGUGCCCUUCGAGGCCCCCCAGUACCUGAAGGUGCACAUGCUCCACCCUCCGCUGGUUCCCAGCAAGCACCGCACCCUCCUCAGCGACUACGUGGCUCUGGCCCGCACGCGCCUGGCAGACCUCAAGGUUUCUGUGGAGACCAUGGGGCUCUACGAGGAUGUGUCGGCGGCGGGGGACAUGGCGGAGCCCCACAGCCAAGCCUCCCGGGAUGUGGAGAAGGCCGUCUCGGUGUUUCAACACACGGGGAAGGUUCCUGUUGCCGUCAUGGAGGCCAGCGUUUUCCGGAGACCCUACUACCUGUCGCACUUCCUCCCCGCGCUGCUCACCCCGAGAGUGCUCCCGACCGUCGAGGACGCCCGGGCGGCUCUCAUCGAGGCCCUGAGGAGAGCUGAUAAAAUCCCCCCAUCCCUGUACUCCGCCUACCGCCAAGCCUGCUCCACUGCCGGAGAGAAGCAGCCAGAAGCCCCAGGAUCGGAGGCGGAGCAGAGCUGUGCAGAGGAGCCCCUGGACCUGCUCACAGCGGCCCUGGGGGAGCUCAGGGCCUCGCUCUCGGACCCCACACAGCAGGAUGUGCUGUCUGCUCGGAUGGCCGUGGUUUCUGACAGGCUGGGUCCCGCCUUGGGCCUCAGCAAGGACGACGAGGAUGGCUCCUCAGUGGCCACAGUCGAGCUUAGUGUCCGCACCCCCGAGCUGCCUCCGCAGGAACUGAAGGUCGUGGACCUCCUGCUGACCGCCUUCUCGCAGAACCUCUUGGCCGCCUCCUGCCUCGCCCCGCCUGACAGGCAGGGGCCCUGGGCCGCCCACUUGGUGAGGACCUUGUGUGGACACGGGCUGCUGCCGGCUGUGCUCACCAGGCUCUGCCAGCUGCUCCGCCACCAGGGCCCGAGCCUGAGCGCCUCCCACGUGCUGGGCUUGGCCGCCCUGGCCGUGCACCUCGGCGAGGCCGCGUCUACGCUCCCGGCCGUUUGCGCCGGCCCCCCGGGCCCUGCCCGGCCCCUGCCCGUGCCCGAGCUCUUCGACUGCCUCCUGCCGUGCGGGACCCCGGAGGCCUGGGCCCUGUGUCUGAGGUUUUGCACAGCAGCGAUUUCCUAUUCUGUGUGUAAGUUUUCUUCCCAGUCCCGUGGGGUCUUGCGUCGCUGUCUGUCUCCAGGCCUUAUAAAAAAGUUCCAGUUCCUCGUGUUGAGGCUGUUCCCCGAAGCCCGAGAUGCCCCCGCCGGGGCAGAAGACGCAGCCGGCCCUGGCUGGCAGCCCCGGUUCCUGCCCUCCGUGGACUGGCAGCGAGCCGCCCUCUGCCUCUGGGAGCAGGGAGCCUUCCGGGAGCUGCUGGAGCAGGACGGCCUCCGAUUGACUUACAGAGACUGGUUACUGUUGGAGCUGGAGAUUCAGCCUGAAGUCGAUGCUCUUUCGGAUACCGAAAGGUGGGCCUUCCAGCAGUGGGCCAUCCACGAGCGCUUCCUCCCUGCACCCGCCUCAGCGGGGGGCUGCGCCGGGGACCUGGAAGCCGCCUGCACCGUCCUCGCCGACGUGCUCAUGGACUUCUGGCAGAGGUCACAGAGUGAUGGCCACUUGCACAAUUCCCAUUUGGCUGCCGGUGGCUACACAGGAAAUCGGGAUAUUUUUUCCAGAUUGCAGGAGCUGGCUGGAGACCUACAGCAGGGCCCAGAGGCCCCCCUCGGCCCCUCUCCUCCUCGGGGACACUUCCUCUUUGGACUGUUCCGCCGGCGGCUCCAGGCUCUGGCCCGCGAGCAGGACGUGGCCACCCGCCUUCAGAGACAGCAGGAGCUGCUCAUGUUCAGACGGGUCCUCCUUGGCCUGCCCCCCACCGUGCUGGUCGGCAGCCCCCAGGCGGGACCGCCAGCCGCCCUCAACUGCGAGGACUUCUUCCACUUGGUCAACACUGAGCUGAGAGACUUCUCGCAGGACGGUGCCCUGAGCCACGACAUCACCGUCCACUUCUUCAGGGGCCUCCUCGCCGCCUGCUCCCGGAGCAGCGACCCCUCCCAGGCAGCCGACCUGACCCUGACGGCCUGCGGCGCCCAGUGUCCCCUGCUGCUGACCUCAGCGCUGCUGUGGUGGCCCCGCCUGGAGCCCGAGCUUCGCCGCCGGUGGACGCGGUGCUCACGGGGGCCGCUGCCCUCAGAGCUGCAGAGGCUGCAGGAGGCCCGGCACUUUGCCAAGAGCGUCCUCGGCGUCCUCGGCCCCCUCGAGGCGCCCCCCGCACCCGGCCCGGCCUGGCUCUGCGCGGCUGCGCUGCACUUGGAGCUCCGGCAGGCGGGGAAGGCGGGCCUCCGGAGCGAGCUGGCGAGGCUGCCCUGCCUGGGAGACGAGCUGUUGCUCUUCCUGUUCUUCUUUUCCUUGAUGGGCUUGCUCGCCUCACACGUGACCCCACACGCAGCCGGCUCCCCGGAGGCCCUGGCCGUCUGCGCUGAGAUCCUGGGCUGCCUGCAGAGGAGGGGGGUCUCCUGGCUGCCACUCUUCCAGCUGACAGAGGCCGGAGCCGGCCUGGGCCACACGCUCCUCCGCCUGGCCCCCGACCACCUGCUGAGGCUGCUGCCGGUCGCCUUCUACAGCCUUCUCUCCUCCUUUGAGGAAGACGCCCCCCUCCAGCAGGAGGCCUUCCUGCACGUGGCUGUCGACAUGUACCUGCAGCUUGUGCGCCUCUUCGUGGACGGCGGCACGAGUGCCGUCUCGACGCGGGCCCACAGCGGGGAGCUCCGGGGCCAGGGCGACCCUGUCAGCCUGAUCACAAAAGCUCGUCUUUUUCUGUUGCAAUUGAUACCUCGCUGCCCGGCAAGGAGCCUCGCACGUGUGACCGAGCUGCUGGCCGCUCCUGGAGCCUGUGACCCGGAAGUGAGGGCGGCCCUCCUGCGCAGGCAGCCAGCCGGGCUCGACCCUGACCUCCGCCAGGCGCCCUGUCUCUUUGGACCGGACCUGCACGGGGUAUAGCCCUGCUCCUCUGUAAAUAAUUUAUUACAAGUGUAACAGAGCUCUAGUCGCCCUGGAAAGUGGAUUACAAACUCAGUUGCUUUA
Messenger RNA from Phacochoerus africanus (Common warthog), 4526 nucleotides. It is a transcript of the gene FANCA, whose product is annotated as FA complementation group A. The transcript is spliced from 43 exons. Gene Ontology annotation, biological process: interstrand cross-link repair; regulation of regulatory T cell differentiation. Gene Ontology annotation, cellular component: Fanconi anaemia nuclear complex. The record is from RefSeq and is a predicted model, not a curated record. NCBI's taxonomy places the organism in Eukaryota, Metazoa, Chordata, Mammalia, Artiodactyla, Suidae. The coding region runs from base 60 to 4442 and encodes 1460 amino acids.